Messenger RNA from Lycium barbarum (goji berry), 945 nucleotides. RefSeq lists its product as uncharacterized. Gene Ontology annotation, molecular function: nucleic acid binding; zinc ion binding. Lineage: Eukaryota; Viridiplantae; Streptophyta; Magnoliopsida; Solanales; Solanaceae. The record is from RefSeq and is a predicted model, not a curated record. The coding region runs from base 85 to 777 and encodes 230 amino acids. The transcript has 2 exons.
AUAAAGCUAUUAUGGGAUGAACUUGAUGCAUUAUAUACCACUGUGACCUGUUCUUGUGACUAUAAAUGUGGAGGAAAAACUAAAAUGUUGAAGUCUCACCAGGAUGAAAGGCUUAUUCAGUUCUUAAUGGGACUAAAUGACACCUAUGGCCCUGUGAGGAGCAACAUACUCAUGAUCUCUCCUCUCCCCAAUGUCAAUCUUGCUUACUCUCUCUUGAUUCAAGAUGAGAAGCAAAGGGAAAUCUAUGUCAACUCUCAGUUUCCUGGAGAUUCAUCCUCUUACUUGGCAGUUCAGCAACACUCUUCAACUAAUAAGCCUCAGAACUAUGAGUAUAAAGGAAAGAGGAACAACUUAAUUUGCUCACAUUGCAAGAAACCAGGACAUUCUAUUGAUAAGUGCUACAGAAUAAUUGGGUUUCCUGCUGAUUUUAAGUUCACAAAGAAUCAGAAAUUCCAAGUAGGAAUUAAAAGCAAUGCUGUGCUAGGAACCCCUAACGCACAACACACUGUGUUUCUUAAGGGAGAAGAAAACCCUUUUACUCAAGAGCAAAUCAGUCAGCUGCUUCAAAUUCUUAAACAUACAAAAAUUGGCCAUCCAGGGGUAAAUGCUAGUAUGGUUGAGUGUACUGGAAACCCCUUCACACCAGAUCAGAUUUCUAAGUUGUUCCAGCUUCUUCAGCUGAGUAGCCUGGGGGUUUCAAGUUCAGAUGUGAAUGCUAAUAUGGUUCACUGUGCUGGACCUUUUAGUGAAGAUCCCUCAGGUUCUUGGUCAAGCUAGAAAUGGCAUCUAUGUUCUCCAGUCACCUGUUUCUCAGCUUCCAAGUUCUUCUAAGAAUAGCUUAGGAUUACUUUCCAGUUUUUCAAUUCCUCCAUGUAAUAAUUUCAGUAGUUCUGUUUCUUUAAAUUCCAACUCCAAUGUAAUGUUGUGGCACAUUAGAUUGGGACA